Molecule: messenger RNA, 477 nt
Organism: Chlorella variabilis
Lineage: Eukaryota; Viridiplantae; Chlorophyta; Trebouxiophyceae; Chlorellales; Chlorellaceae
Exons: 5
Coding region: 1-477 (158 amino acids)
Source: RefSeq, a predicted model, not a curated record
AUGUCGCUAUUCAACGGCUCCAGCUUCGGCCUGGGCGCAGCUGCAGCCAAGCCCCUGGACCCGGCGGCCGAGAUCUCCCGGCUGCUCAACCAGCACUCCCACCACUGGCAGACGCUGGAGAAGGAGAUCGCGGCUGUUCGGGCCAAGCAGGCGGCGGGGGAGAAGGCGCUUGCGGCCGCAGUGCAGGCCAAGGAGGAGGCGCGCCACUUCGCGGUUGCCGCAGACCAGGAGGCGGUGCGCCUCGAGGCGGAGGCCGAACAUUGCCGCGCAGAGCUGCAGUCCAGCCAGGCAGCCAACAGCAAGCUGCUGGAGAGUGUGGAGGGACUGAAGCAGGAGCUGGCAGGCAUCAACAGCGUGGCCGACCAGGCCAGGCAGGCCUUCCAGAACGAAGUGGCGGGGCUUGUGGCGGAGCUGAAGAAGCUCAAGGAGGGGCACCCAGGUGCUUUCUUCACAGAGCCCACAGCUGGAGGCCACUGA